Molecule: messenger RNA, 1600 nt
Organism: Castor canadensis (American beaver)
Lineage: Eukaryota; Metazoa; Chordata; Mammalia; Rodentia; Castoridae
Source: RefSeq, a predicted model, not a curated record
AUGGGACAGGAUGCUUUCAUGGAGCCCCUUGGCAGCACAGUUGGGAUCUUUCAGUGCAAAAUAUACUUCCUUCUCAUAGCAGGUGCCUGUUUGGGAUUGAAGGUGACAGUACCAUCACACACUGUCCAUGGUAUCAGGGGUCAGGCCCUCUACCUCCCUGUGCACUAUGGCUUCCACACUCCAGCAUCAGACAUCCAGGUCAUAUGGCUGUUUGAGAGACCCCACACAAUGCCCAAAUACUUACUGGGCUCUGUGAAUAAGUCUGUGGUUCCUGAUUUGGAAUACCAACACAAGUUCACCAUGAGGCCACCCAAUGCAUCUCUUCUCAUCAAUCCACUGCAGUUCAAUGAUGAAGGCAAUUACAUCGUGAAGGUCAACAUCCAGGGAAAUGGAACUCUAUCAUCGAGUGAGAAGAUACAAGUCACUGUAGAUGAUCCUGUUAUAAAGCCGGUGGUGCAGAUACAUCCUUCUUCCGGGGCUGUGGAGUAUGUGGGGAACAUGACCUUAACAUGCUUGGUGGAAGGAGGCACCAGACUGGUUUACCAGUGGCUAAAAGAUGGGAAGCCUAUCCAUGCCAGCUCCACCUAUUCCUGUUCUCCCCCAAACAACACCCUUCAUAUUGCUCCGGUGACCAAGGAAGACAUUGGGAAUUACAGUUGCCUGGUGAAGAACCCUGUCAGUGAGAUGGAAAGUGACAUCAUUAUGCCCACCAUAUAUUAUGGACCUUAUGGACUUCAAGUUAAUUCUGAUAAAGGACUAAAAGUAGGGGAAGUGUUUACUGUUGACCUUGGAGAAGCCAUCCUAUUCGAUUGUUCUGCUGAUUCUUAUCCCCCCAACACUUACUCAUGGAUCCGGAGGACUGACAAUACAACAUAUAUCAUUAAGCAUGGGCCUCGCCUAGAAGUUGCAUCUGAGAAUGUAGCCCAGAAGACAACCGACUACGUGUGCUGUGCUUACAACAACAUAACAGGGAGGAGAGAUGAAACUCGUUUCACAGUCAUCAUCACUUCUGUGGGACUGGAGAAGCUUGCACAAAAAGGGAAAUCACUAUCCCCAUUAGCAAGUAUAACUGGAAUAUCACUGUUUUUGAUUAUGUCCAUGGGUUUUCUAUUUCUAUGGAAAAAAUACCAACCCUAUAAAGUUAUAAAACAGAAGCUAGAAGGCAGGCCAGAAACAGAAUACAGGAAAGCUCAAACAUUUUCAGGCCAUGAAGAUGCUCUGGAUGACUUCGGAAUAUAUGAAUUUGUUGCUUUUCCAGAUGCUUCUGGUGCUCCCAGGAUACCAAGUAGGUCUAUUCCAACCUCUGAUGGUGUAUCAGGGCAAGAUUUGCAUAGUACAAUUUACGAAGUUAUUCAGCACAUCCCUGCCCAAGAGCAAGACCAUCCAGAGUGAACUUUCGUGGGCAGAGCAGUACAUUGGAGUGAAAUAAUGAAGAAAUAUUUUAAGGAAAAACAUCUGGGAUCAAUGAAGAAACCAAGCCCAGCGCCUCAUUACUUCCUAUAAAUGCAGAAUAAAAGCAUUUAUGUACAUUGGACUGUAGGUUUUCAAGCAUACACACAAUGUGUUGUGCAACAAAGGAAAGUGGUAGGAAAAUGUUCCU